Paramuricea clavata is the source of this 15777-nucleotide messenger RNA. The record is from the annotation of a GenBank genome assembly. NCBI's taxonomy places the organism in Eukaryota, Metazoa, Cnidaria, Anthozoa, Malacalcyonacea, Plexauridae.
CAACAGCACUACAGCAAGUUUGCAAGUGUUGUUAGGUUGUAUUUUUUGUGUGUUUUUGCUGGGAAAAAUGACCGAAAUUCAAGUACCAUCGCGAGAAAUACCUGUCCUAGAGACAGUCGAAGAUAUAGAGAAGCGUAGGGAGCAAGUGUUACGUCGUUAUGCGGAGUUUAAAGAAGCAACGCGUCUGAAACGAAUUCGCUUGGAGGAGGCGAAGCGUUAUCACCAGUGGAAACGAGACGUUGAUGAAUGCGAGAUUUGGAUCAACGAAAAGCUACAAAUUGCCUCAGACGAGUCGUUUAAAGAUGCUACAAAUCUACAGGUAUUAUCCUACAAGAUUUGAUAACUUUUUAUAACUUUAUAGCGCGGUAAAUUUCGCUUCAAGGAAAACAUUUUUCACAUAAUAAAUAGUGUGAUUUUUUGACAACGCCCGCGAGUCUCGGAUCAAACGUCGAUAGGUCAAAAGGUUUUGAUAAAUAUUUGAUGAUGUGCAGCUUGCUUAGCACAAAAACGAAAGCUGUAACUAAUUUAGGGGAUGGUUUUGUUUUCAUAUAUUAAUAUUGUUGCACUUGUGCAUUAUAAAUUGUAAAUUUUAUUGUUGGCCAGUGAGAAGUUGUUAACUUGUUACAAUUUACAAUUCCCAAGUUGGACACUGCUAUAUUUAAAUUAUUCACUGAAGUAGAGACAAGUAGUACAAGGAUAUUCACCUCUAUUCGAGAUGAAAAUCCUUGCACUCUUCAGAAGACUGAGGUGAAAUGAUUGUUUCUUUGUGUUUUGCAAAACUGCAGCUUCGUCUUGGCUCUUGUGAUGUUAUACUCUGAGUGUAUAUCCACACCGGGCCAGUUUGAAAAAUAUAGGCAUAUUUUUCAAGCUUGCCGUGUGGAUAUACACUCAGAGUAACAUCACAAGCUUCAUUUACAGCAACACAGAAAAAAUUGUCUUGGCUGUAACCAGAAUGAAAUGGGAAGAUAUAUUGUAUUUUGGUCCGGAGGUUAUCUGGAGCUGUGCAACCAAUCAAAUUGCAUGGAAAGCACUAUCCAUCUCUUGAGAAUAUGCUGAAGAUUAUUCCAAAAUUUUCAAAACAGAAUCAAUAUUUGUUGCAAUAUGUCCUGUUUAUUUUGGGUGUGCAAAUACAUACAGUCAACAUUUUUGUCUGAGAGUCACAGACAUCACCCACGAUGCCCCCAGCUAUCGACUGUCACAUUCAUGGUUGAAAGGCCACUUCAAUUCAGAAUCAUACCCAAAUUAUUCCAGUUACAUUUGUUCACACAGAAAUGUAUGUUUUUGUCUGUUUUCAUGCCUCCAGUAUGCCCUAGUGUAUGGCUUGGCGCUGCUUGAUCUUUAGUGGCAAAUCAAGUUUCCUUGCACUAAAAGUAAACUUUUGUUUUAUGCAGGUUAAGCUACAGAAACAUCAGGCAUUUGAGGCAGAAAUUUCUGCUCAUACCAACACCAUCAUUACGAUAAAGACGACGGGUGAACAGAUGAUUACGGAAGAACAUUAUGAGUCAGUUACAAUCAGGGUACGAAGUAUUGAUUUUUAGGAAUGUUUGGAACAAGUAGCUGUUGUUGUUGUUGUUGACAUAGUUGUUGGUGUUGUUGUUGUUGCUGUUGUUGUUGCUGUUGUUGUUAUAUUUGUUGUUUUUGUUGUUGUUGUUGUUGUUGUUGUUGUUGUUGUUGUUGUUGUUGUUGUUAUAUUUGUUGUUUUUGUUGUUGUUGUUGUUGUUGUCAUUGUUGUCAUUGUUGUUGUCGUUGUUGUCGUUGUUGUCGUUGUCGUUGUUGUCGUUGUUGUUUUCGUUGUUGUUGUUGUUGUUGUUGUUGUUGUUGUUGUUGCUGUUGUUAUAUUUGUUGUUUUUGUAAUUGUUGCUGUUGUUGUUCUUGCUGCAUGCUGUUGUUGUGGUUGUUGUUGUUAUAAAACUUGUUGAUGAUGGUGGUGUAACUAUUGUCAUGUGUUGUUACUGUUGUAUGUAAUGUUGUUAAUUGUAAGGUUAUUGAAUAUUUGUUUCAGGAGCGACUAGAUCACUUGAUGCAUCUAUGGGAACUGUUGUUGAUGCAGUCAGCUGAGAAAGGACGUAUGUUGUUAUUUACGCAAAAGCGAAUUCACUUCAUUCGAGAAUGCAGUGAAGUGUUGAUGUGGAUUGCAGACAGGGUAAGUUACAUAGCACACCAUGUAUGUAAAGAUUAGAGGAUUAUGUUGGAUUAGGUUUAGUGUUAGGAUUAAUGUUUGGGUUAGUGUUAGAAUUGGUAUUAGGAUUAGGAAUUAUUGUUAGGCAGGCCUCAAAUUUCCCUGAAAUCAAUUUACGGCAGUGGCGUUAAAAAUUGCUGUAGAACGUAACAGCUGUCUAUGGCAAUUUUAGCAGUUUUCAUGGCAUUUUUUCAAAUUACUGUAAUAAAAAUUUAAUUUUAUUGUUACUUUGGAUUAUUGACAAAUGACAAGCUAGAAACAUGUUUUUUUAUUUCUUUAGUGUUUUUUUUCGAAGAAAACUGAGACUAAAAUAGUAAUUUACACAUGAUUUGAUCAACAUCUGAAUUCAAGUAUCAAAAGAGUAAUGCACAGUGAAUAGUAUAAAAAUUAUACUAUACGGCAAAAAAAUGCUGUCGUUGCCGCAAUGAUCCACAGCAUCCUCUACAGCGAUUGCAGUGAUAAAAGUCAAGCCCUGGUGUUAAGAUUAAUGUUAGGAUUAGGUUUAAUGUUAGGAUUAGUGAUAGGAUUAGGAUUUGUGUUAGGAUUGGUGUUAGGAUGUUAGAAUUAGUGUUGCCUUUAAUAUUAGGAUUAAGUAAGGUGCUAGAUUAUGAUUGGUGUUAGGAUUAGGAUUAAGAUUAAAAGAUUAGGUUAGGUAUAAUAUUAGGAUAAGGGUUCAUGGUUAAGAUUUAGAUUAAAGUUAGGAAUCUGGGAUAAGGAUUAGGAUUAUGUAUGGAAAUUAGAGGUGAGCCGAUGUUUAAAAAAAGCUGAUUGCCGAUACCGAUUGUUAAGAGCCGAUAUUUACCGACCAUCAGCUGAUUAAUCGGCAAAACCGAUGGUUGCUUAUUAUUACUAAAACUGCUGAUGCAUGUGACUUAAAGGAACGCGACGACAAACUUAAAGGAACACAGCGACAUUUCUCAGCAUUGUGAAAUCAACAUCGUGUUACUGGUGAGAUCUGAUUGGUCCACGGAGUCACAGACUACAAUAAAUUAAUUAAAUUUUGCAGAAAACAACUAUUAAUAGUUUCACAAUUAAGUAAUUUACAAAGUAUUAAGUAGAGCGCAGGGAAUAAAAAACAUAGUGUUUCCACUUUCGAUCAGUGUUUCCACACCAAAGAUUUGAAAUUUCUAUAUUUUUGACUAACACCGCUGACCAUUCCGAUGGUGAAAGACAAUCGGCCGAUUGUGAAAAAACAAGCCAAUUAAUCGGGUUUGCCAAUGUUUUGCCGAUGAUCGGCUCACCCCUAAUGGAAUUUGACCCAAUGGGGUGCAUUUUAUUUACUUCAGGAAGUGAUUGUUUCAACAGAAGAAAGUGUUCGUGACUUUGAACAUGUUGAGGUUCUGCAAAAGAAACUGGAAGAUUUUGCAAAAGAUUUGGAUGCAAAUGAGAAUCGAAUUAAAAGCAUCAACCAGCAAGCUGAUACAUUGGAAGUCGAGGGCCACCCUGACAUUGAAGUCAUCCAGGCCAAACGAGUGGUAAUUAAUGAGAAAUAGACACUUUCUAAAUUGACUUGAGUGCACACAAAAUAAUAGAUGUGAUCAUAUUCAGCUAUAGUCAAGUCAUUGCUGGCCUCAACCUUGUACCAUUGUGACAUUGUCUCUCAUACAGCGCACUCAAACAAAUUUGGAAGUACUUAUUCUGUCAGAUGUAUUUUGAUGCAAAAAUUUUUGUAAGUUAUUGAACUCAUAGUGGAGUUUAAUCAUGUUUUUUUAGGAAGUAAAUGAGGCUUGGGAUAAACUACAUCAGCUGGUUAUUGUCCGUCGAACAAAACUGACCAGUUCCCAUGAGAUUCAUUCUUUUUACAGGUAAAUACUCUGCUGCUUCACCAGCAUGACCAUUAUCACCACCAUCACCAUUAUCACCACCAUCACCAUUAUCACCACCAUCACGAAAACACCACUGAUACUGUAUGAUCACUACCAGGAUUAUCACCAUCAUUACCACCAUUAUGAUCAUCCGAUCACCACCACCAUCAUCAAAACUACCACUACUGUAUUAUCACCAUCAUUACCACCAUCAUGAUCACUACCAUCAUUAUCACCACCACCACCACCAUCAUCACCAUCUUCAUCAUCAUCACCACUGCCAUCAUCACCUGAUGGUCUUAUUUAUGUGUUUCUAGAGAAGUGAAUGAAACAGUUCAAUGGAUCAUUGAGAAAGAUACAGUAUUAUCUUCAGAUGAUUACGGCAAGGAUCUUGCAAGCGUGAAUGCUUUGAAACGAAAACACGAUGGUCUGGAAAGAGAUCUGGUAGCACUGGAUGACAAGGUUCAGAACCUUGGCAGUGAGUGUGACCAGCUGAAGGAAAGCCAUCCUGAAGUGGCUGAGGACAUCGAAGAGAAGAAAGAAGAGUUAGUACAGGCUUGGGAAGGCUUGAAAGAAAAGGUAUAAUGCACACUGAAGAAGCUUUAUCCUCUCAGCUCAGUGCACUGUCUUGAAAUACAUGUGUUCUUUGUGGUAGUUUCUCAAUAAGUCAAUUCUCAUUAGUUGGUUCUCCAUGUGGUCCUUGGAUAGUAGUUUUGAAAUACAUGUGGUGGAUUUUCACCAGCCUAAACUUUGAAGAGUUGGUUCUCAGUAUGGGUUGUGGUCUUGAAAUACAUUUCCUUUGUGGUAUAGUCUUACUAGUCUAAACUUCAAACAGUUGGUUUUCAACAUAUCUAAUAGUCUUCGAAUAUACUGAUCAUUUGUGGUAGAUCCACACCAGCAACUUCAAUUGGUUGAUUCUCAGCGUAGAUAGCACCUUGAAAUAUAUAUCUUUUGUGGUAAAUUUUUUUUGCUAGCCUAACCUUUGAAAGUGUAGAUGAGACGAUUGAAGCAAAGCCUCUAAGUUAGAGUGGUAGAAGACGACAUAAAAUAGCUGAAUAGGUAAUGUAUUUACCUUUGUUAUAUUUGUGUAGUCUGCAGUGCGAAGGACAAGACUCGAAGAUGCGUACAACUUACAGCGACUACUAGCUGACUAUAAAGAACAUAUUUUGUUUAUCACUGAGAUGAAAACUCUGAUUGAAACAGAUGAAGUCGCGAAGGAUGUUGCCGGAGCAGAGAUGUUGAUUGAGAGACAUCAAGAACAUAAGGUGAUCAUCACAAAACUCUCAAAAACAUUUUGCAACAGAGGCCUGUUGUAUAGUCCUUGAACUUCAGCUUAACUAUACUUACUGUACAAAUACCAGUGCUCACUGUGUAUACUAUGUCAUGAGUCAGUUACAAUGUAAAGGUAAUGGCUGUAGAACUUUACAGAUUUAAAAAAACAACCCCUGCCUGGAAAGAUAUCUUUCUACACUUGUGUUUAUUUCCAUAGGGUUACAUUGAUGCGCAACAAGAAGGAUUUGAUAAAUUUUUCACUUCUGGUAAAGAACUAGUUGAUGGUGACCAUUAUGCUGCUGAGGAGAUCAAAGAAAAGUUGGACAAUCUUGAGACAGAGAAGACGUCCCUGUACGAGUUGUGGGAACAACGCAAAGUGACUCUAGAUCAAAGUCUAGAGUUGCAACUCUUCUACCGAGAUUGCCAGAAUGCUGAUAACCAAAUGGCCAAACAAGAGGUGAGAGGAUAUAGACGUUAUUGAAAGUAUUGCAGACCUUGUAGAAAGUUGUUCAGAGCUGAGGACAGGGAUUUAUUUUGGUUGGGUAACAUCCCUGUGCUUGAAAAACCCGUGUAGGUAAAGUUUUGUUGGCACAUCCAAACAUGCAUUAAAGCAUUGAGUUAGGAGGGGCAUAGAAUUUUACUAUUGAAAUAAUGAAGUAUCUUAAAAGAUAUAAUGGCCAUGAUAUUUUUAAAAUUUUCGUUUUGGCGUUAUCAUUGUUCUCUCAUCUGAUAACUGCAGAUUGACCACCAUUUACUGCACGAUAGUGCUUAGUGAAACCUACACUAUAUUUCCUAGAAUAUCUUGUCUGAUGAGGAUGUUGGAGACUCUCUCGAUGCAGUCGAUGCCUUGAUAAGAAAACAUGAUGACUUUGCUAAAUCCUUUGCUGCGCAAGAAGACAAGAUCAGAGACGUUGAUGAAACGGCGACAAAACUUGUUGAAAAUGAACAUUAUGCUGCGCCUGACAUUGACGAAAGACGAAAUGAGGUAAGUUGGUCAUUUGGAGUUACCACAUCAUCAUGAUCAAUUACUACAAUAUAAUCGUACCAUCAUCACUUGACUGUCACUAACACCAUCAACAUUACUACCAUCAUAACCAUUACUACCAUCAUAACCAUCACCACUACCAGUACUACCACAGUCCACCACCAUCAUAACCAUCACCACCAGUUCCACCAUCAUCAUUAUAACCAUCACCACCACCAUCAUAACCAGCACAGCUAAUCUCAAAAACAUUAACCUUCAAUUUACAGAUUGUCACCAGACGUCAGAACAUUCACGAGAAAUCAGAGAAAAGACGAGAGUUGUUGGAAGAAUCUCGAAAGUUACAGCAAUUUGAAAAAGAAGCUGAUGAAACUAAAGCCUGGAUCAAUGAGAAACUUAAAAUUGCUACUGACGAAUCUUAUAAGGUAGAAAAUAUAGUCAUCACAAUACAGAGUACAUACUUUAAACAAACUUUUUUACGCUGGAUAGGCCUACGCUAUCAUUUGUUGAUGUCCAGUAAGGACCAUCUCUUCUUGAUCCAGUAUUAAUGCAGAACGAAAUCUGAACUGAAUUAACUUUAUUUGUACUGGAUAGCUUCAUCUGUUCUAAACUCUAUCAGAUCAGCGAAGGCCAUCUUUUAUUGAUCCAGUGUUACUACAGGAGGAAAUCUGACUUAAACUAACUUUAUUUAUACUGGAUAGGUCUAUCAUUUCUAAACUGUUCUUCCUAGAGGUCCAGUAAAGAUCAUCUCUUAUUGAUCCAGUGUUACUACAGGAGGAAACCUAAACUAAACUAACUUUAUUUAUACUGGAUAGCUCUAUCAGUUCUAAACUGUUCUUCCUAGAGGUCCAGUAAGGAUCAUCUCUUAUUGAUCCAGUGUUACUACAGGAGGAAAUCUGACUUAAAACUAACUUUAUUAUACGGGAUAGCUCUAUCAGUUCUAAAGGUUCGUGCAGUAAGGACCAUCUAUAUUUCUACAAAAGGAAACCUGAAAAAACCUGUGGUGGUCGAGUCAAGCACUCGUCUCACAUUAAGUUAAAUUAUAAUCAGAAAACUGCAGGCAGCGGCCUCAAUCAUAGAGCUACAAAGAUCCGACACUAAUCAGUCUGCCAUUAACACCCCUGCAACAGGAUCCAACAAAUCUUCAGAGGAAAGCUCAGAAACACGAAGCAUUCAAUGCAGAACUGGAAGCCAACCAAAGCCGCAUCGACUCGAUACACGACAAGGGAAAGCAACUGAUCAGCAAUGAACACUAUGCGUCAGAUAUUAUACAGCAGAGAUUGGAUGAACUUGACGAACUUUGGAAGCAUCUGCUUGAGAAAACUCAAGAGAAAGGCAACAAACUGCGGGACGCGAAACAACAGCAACAAUUUAAUAGGUUGGUAUUAAUAAUAAUCGAAAUUUAUUUACCCAUACAUUAAGCACUGGUAUUACCUUGUACAUGUAUAUAUACAUGAAUUUGUGGUUAGAGCUCGACAACUGGCCUCCGUAUGUACUGUAGUUCAGUGGGUUAGAGCACUGCACCGGAAUCCCAGGUUCGAUUCCUACCAGAGGGCAAAUAGUUACAUUUUCCCCUGUAGUUUCAUCUGGGAUACCAUGUUUAUGUAAUGUUUUAGGGGUAUUGAUGAUAUGGACAUCUGGAUCACAGAUAUGGAAGCUCAGUUGCUAAACGAAGACAUUGGAAAGGUAGACUAUAUAUCGCUUCUGUAAACAAAAGUAUAGCAUUUUUCUAGUAAGACAAGUGAUUUAUAAUUUUGAUGUGCAAAAUGGUGUGUUUAGGAUCUCUCGGGUGUCCAAAAUCUUCAGAAGAAACAUGGUUUGCUUGAAGGAGAUAUCAUAACUAAACAAGAACGUAUCGACGUGUGUUCAACCCAGGCAGACUUGUUUUCGGAACAGGAACAUUUUGAUGCUCCGACCAUCGUGGCAAAGAAAGCGGCUUUGAUGACGAGAUAUGAAAAGUUGAAGGUAGGCUUUGAACGAAGUAAUCUGAACAGAAUAAUCCCACAUACCAACCGUUGUUAAACGAGGUACUGUAUAUCCAGAUAGGGUUUUACUGUUGCAAUGCACACCUACCGAAUUCGCAGUUAUCAAAUCCAUUUUCCCCACACCAAUUCAAAACCUUAUGGAUGACGGAAGAACAAUGAUCGACGAAGGUACAUUUUGAAUACGCGAAUUUCUUAGUUUUGCUUCAUCACACGAAUUUAUUGUUCUCUUCUUUCCAAAAAGAUCAUUUCAGAAAAGAUGAGAUCAAGGAGAAAAUGGAUGACCUGGAAACACAAUGGAUGCAACUCAAGGUAUAUAUUGAGGGCGAUCAAAUUUUGUUUAUUGAGUUCCUCAUUCAUUGGUGCCCCAACAGGCUAUUCCCAAUUGCUAGGGGAUCCGAGGUACCUACGAUUUAACUUCCUUAUCCGAGAAGACGCGAAAAUCUAACCAUUUACUGAUGUCAAUGUAAAGGUAGCACUUUCUCCUCAAUAAGAUCUCGAGUAGAGGUCCAACCAAGGAUUUCACCCUGGUCUCCCUGCUUGAACGCCCAUGUAGGAAGUGCCAAAAAUGCAACUUUGGAAGGCUAUAUAAUAGGUUUGAAUUGACCAAUUUUAAUUCUGUUUGCGGUGAUCAGGUCAGGAAGGAAAGGACUCUUUUUUAAUCUAAAGAAGUGGGUCAAAAAUUUUGUUCCAAUAACACUGUCUUUAAAUAAAUCUAACGAUAGUACGUUACAGAGAGAGGGUGCUAACCGAAUUGUUUACUGUACGUACUUGGAGGAUAUUUUAAAACAUUGAUUACAUGUAAAUUACAAAAUUUCUUUUAUCUAGGAUAAUGCAGCCUGUCGUAAGGACGAUCUAGACGAUUCACUUCAUGCGUAUCAGUAUUUGGCCGAUGUUACUGAAGCAGAGGCCUGGCUUACUGAGAAGGAACCAUUAGUAACCAGUACAGAUUACGGUAAAGAUGAGGACAGUGCUCAGGCGAUGUUAAAGAAACAUAAUGCGGUCAUGUCUGAUCUUGAAGCGUAUGGCACAGUUGUUGAUCAACUCCGUGAUCAGAGUAAGACAUGUAAGGUGAGUUUGGGGGUGGUGGUCGCAGUGUAAGGGGAGGGGGCCUUAGAUAUCUUUAUAUACACUAGAUAGUGCAUCUAAUUAUUCUGCAAUUCAAAAAUUGAAGCCGUGAUUGCAGACUCAGGAUAUUCCCAUGAAAUGAGAAGACUCGUAUGUUUUCUAUUUCUUAAACAGGGAACUUAAACAUUAAGUUAAACCUAUUCCAAAUGCAUUUUCGAACUAUUCAAAUGAUGAAAGUUAUUGUUGUUUUUUAAGCGUUUAUUAGCGAGUGGGAAACUCCAACAUGGCCGCCAUCUAUUCAAAUGGGGGUAACCGCUGGAAUAUUCUUGGCUUCAAUUUUACUAAAAGAGAUGCGCUAUCUAGUGUAUAUAAGAUAUCUAUGGAGAGGGGCAUGAUAGUGAUGAUGGUGGUUGUUGUGGUGAGUAAUGGUGGUAGUGGGUAAUUGUGUCACGUUGUUGAUGAUGAUGGUGGUGAUGGCAGAAUGAUUGUGGUAGUGAUGACGAUGAUGAUGAUGGUAAUGAUGACGGUGAUGGUAGUGAUGGUAAUGAUGAUGGUGAUGGUAGUGAUGGUGAUGGUAAUGAUGAUGGUAAUGAUGACGGUGAUGGUAGUGAUGGUGAUGGUAAUGAUGAUGGUAAUGAUGAUGGUGAUGGUUCAUUUUUCUCAAUUUUAUUUACACUUAGACUAUAACUCCAGUGAAAGACUUCAGUGAUCGGGAAUGCGUGGAAGCUCUGUAUGAUUACCAAGAGAAGACUGCUCGUGAGGUCUCCAUGACAAAAGGCGACAUAUUGACACUGCUCAAUUCAACAAAUAAGGUAAAGCACGACUGCGAGUGCUUUAAAUGGCUUAAACAAAGAUCGAUCUUAUGAGUUCAUUGGCGAAGUCAUUUUAAAAAUAAACGUUGUCUAAGCCAAAAAAAUCAAAUCUAAAGUUCCUGUACAUUAACAUGAUUGUUCAUCACAUAUGAAACCAUCGACACGUCACACGCUAGUGAUUUCCUUUGUCUUUCCUCACGAAUUAUUAAUGAGUUUUUAAAACUUUAUUCCUUAGGACUGGUGGAAGGUGGAGACAAAUGAUCGUCAAGGUUUUGUCCCUGCAGCUUACGUGAAGAGAAUUGACUCGAAGACCGCGUCACAAGAUUUACUUGACAAAGCAGAAGAUGUUGACACGGUUUCCCAAAGGCAAGAUGCUCUUGACAAGAAAUACCAAGAUCUUCUUGAAUCUGGAGCUGAGAGGCGAAAGAAGCUGGAAGAAUCGAUUGAGCGACACGGCUUGUUACGAGAAGCUCACGAGAUCGAGUCGUGGAUUAACGACAAGGUGGGCUAGAUUUAAAAAUGUUUGAGGCGAAAUCAGGAUUACUUAUGUUAAAUUUUUGGACGCUUUCUGGUUUAAAAUAUUUAUUAAUGUACGAGCUUACGAGCGUGCAAAAACUUAAAACGUGGGACAGAGUACGAAUGAUUCGGGAGUACUGAGCAGAAUGAAUGUGAAAAAGACUUAUGUACAAGUUUGUUCUUAUUUUAGAAGUUUUUCCUUACUUUAGAAGCUUGUUCACGCUUUAGAAGCUGGUUCACGGUUUAGAAGCUUGUUCACGGGUUCCUUUCUUGUUCUCUUAACUAACUGUAUGCCUUAUUUUCUUUUUCUUUCAGGCUGCCGUGGUGACGUCAGAGGAGGUUGGAGACGACUUUGAGCAUGUUGAAGCACAGAAAAAGAAGUUUGAUGACUACCAAAAGGUUCGAAUAUCAUUUGAUUUUGUAUCAGACAUACAAACUCCUUCACGGUCAUGAUUUCUUUUAUGUUUUCGUCAUGAAUUAUUAAUGAGUUUCGCAAAUAUAUUCUGUGUUGAAAACGAGGCGUGAAGUAUUAAUAAAUUUAUUAAUAUAUUUCCAGGACAUGCGUACUAUCGAGGUGCGUAUCAAAGAAUUGACGAUCAUUUCUGAGAAAUUGAAGGUUGAGCAUCGUCGUGAAUACGAGAUGAUCCAGGAAAUUAUCAAACGUUUGACAGAAAGAUGGGAGGAACUUCAACAACUUUCCGAGAAACGACAGCAAGCUUUGGAAAGUGCUCAAGAAAUCCAGAAAUUCCAUCGGUAUGGAUGUUUCUAUGAAUUAUGUAGUUAAUAAAGUUCGUAUAUUUUAACCAAAGCUCUGUGUUUCCCAUGUAGUGAUGCAGACGAUACCAAAGCCUGGAUAUCAGAGAAAGAUACUGCGCUUUCAUCUGCUGAUUAUGGCCGAGAUUUAGCUAGUGUCCAGGCCUUACAGCGAAAACACGACGUCUUAGAGCGAGACCUCGCUGCACUUGAAGAAAAGGUAAAAAUCUAAACUAACUUUAGUAGUUUUAAAAUGUUUUUCCUAGAGGUCCAGUAAUGGCCAUCCCUUGGUGAUCCAGUAUUGCUGCAAGAGGAACCUAAACUAAACUAACUUUAUCAGUUCUAAACUGUUCUUCCUAGAGCUUCAGUUAUUGCCAUAUAUUUUCUUCAUGUUACUACAGGAGGAAACCUAAAUUAAACUAACUUCCUUUAUACUGGAUAGCUCUACCAGUUCUGAACUGUUCUUCCUAGAGGUCCAGUGAAAGUAUCUCUUAUUGGUCGAAGGGUUUUUGAGUCAAACUGAAAGCGCUCGUCUCGCAUGCGACUGAGGGAAAAUUAUGAUGAGAAAACUGUAUAUUGCAGAAACCAAACCUCAUUCGCAAAGGCUCAUGCACUGACCACUAUGUUAGUGUGUUACCAACACACCCUGACUGUUGACGAAAUAAUAUCAAAGCUUCUUGCUCGUGUAGGUUCGUCAACUCAAUAACGAGAUUCAAUGAUUUCGGGAAAGAACUGGCCGAGAAAGAGCAUUAUGCACAACCCGAGAUUGAAGAGAAACUUCAAACUGUCGAUGACGAGAGAAAAGAUUUGGAAAAGUAAGGAGAUUAAAGUUUGGAAGAUGCUGCUUGUGAAACAGCGUUUAUCAGUUCUAAACCGUUUUCCCUUGAGGUCCAGUCAGGAUCAUCUCUUAUUGAUCCAGUGUUACUACAAGAGGAAACCUAAACUAAACUAACUUUAUUUAUACAAAUUAUACUGGAUAGCUCUAUCAGUUCUAAACUGGUCUUCCUGGAGGUCCAGUAAGAAUCGUCUCUUAUUGAUCCAGUGUUACUACAGGAGGAAACCUAAACUAACUGUAUUUUUACUGGAUAGCUCUAUCAGUUCUAAACUGUUCUUCCUAGAGGUCCAGUAAAGAUCAUCCCUUAUUGAUCCAGUGUUACUACAGGAGGAAACCUAAACUAAACUAACUUUAUUUAUACUGGAUAGCUCUAUCAGUUCUAAACUGGUCUUCCUGGAGGUCCAGUAAGGAUCGUCUCUUAUUGAUCCAGUGUUACUACAGGAGGAAACCUAAACUAACUGUAUUUUUACUGGAUAGCUCUAUCAGUUCUAAACUGUUCUUCCUACACUCUAAAAACACUCUGGUUAAAUUUGGGUUAAUUCAACCAGUACGGUGUUAAAAAUCCACUUACACAAGUCUGGUUAAAAAAAAUUAACCAUUUUCCUGGUUAAAAGUCAAAAAAAGUGUACCAAAUUUUUGUUGAAUUGAUAAUUUUUAACCAGGAAAUGGGUUAUAUUUAACCAGAAUGUGUUGGGUGGAUUAUUAACCCAAUUCCUGGUUGAAUUUAACCAGAGUGUUUUUAGAGUGUAGAGGUCCAGUAAAGAUCAUCCCUUAUUGAUCCAGUGUUACUACAGGAGGAAACCUAAACUAAACUAACUUAUUUCUACUGGGUAGUAUUGUUAGUUCUAAACUGUUCUCCCUAGUUGUCCAGUAAGGUCAUCCUUUAUUUUUCAUUUAGAGCUUGGGCUGAAAGAAAGGACAAAUUGGAUCAAUGCUUUGAGUUACAGGUCAGUAUUGCAUCAAACAACGUGUUGCCGCGGUCAUAAGUAUACUGUAGAUUGAUUUUUACAACUUGUUUGCAGUUAUUCAAUCGGGAUGCAGAGCAGCUCGAGUCUUGGAUGGCGCCUCGUGAAGCAAUCAUUCGAACUGAAGAAGUCGGUGGCUCUCCCGAAGGUGCUAAUAAACUGGUCAAAACUCAUGAAAAUAUUGAAAAAUCUAUCAAACAGCAAGUACGAGAUCUAUAUAUUUGAUAGUCGUCUUUUCGUUUGGGAGUACAUCUUAUUGAUGGGUCGAAGAUCAAAACUGAAAGGCAAACUUUCUUAUUUGCAGGAAGAGAAAAUCAAAGCGCUUCAAGACUACGCCAAUAAAUUAACUGAGAAUGAUCACUACGACUCCCCAGCGAUCAAUGAACGAGUUGAAUCUGUUUUGGAAAGGUAGGGUCGUCACUUGUUGAGAUUAUAUAUAUUUCGAUUUCUUUGUGAUAUUUCUUGAGUGCCAUCAAAAUUGUCAGCUUCUGUUUACUUUAUCAUUUCGAUACUUUUUUGUCGAAAAGACGUUGAAUUAUGAGUUGGGUGUAUACAUGUAAUAUAUAAUGUAUGUAUUGUAUGGAGUGUUUAAAUAGUGCAUCAUCAUAGCUCAGUGACCCACUGCGCUAGCACGGCUUAUAUUCUGGAACUGAUUGAUUUGACUUUGUUUGCCGUUCUUCACAUUCAUCAUAGACCAACUUGCGGUUAGCAUAACUUCGUGUCUUCCUUUAGAUGGCAGAAAUUAAAAGCAGCCCUGGUUGAACGUCGCUCUAAAUUAGGUGAAAGUCAGAACAUUCAACAAGUCACCCGCGAUGCCGAAGACAUCGAAGCCUGGAUCAGUGAGAAACUACAAUCAGUUCAGGACGAGUCUUAUAUGGACCCAAGUAACUUACAGGUGAAUAUUGACUUGGUAUUCAUGUAUAUCUUUGUCUUAAUAUUCAUAUUCUUUAGCAGUUGAUCGAAUUACUGUGGACAAGUCAAGUUCAGACCAAUUCACCUUAAUGUCUUUAGAGUAAAGUGCAAAAACAACAAGCCUUUGAAGCAGAAAUGGCAGCCAACGAAGAACGAGUUUUGCAUAUCAUUGCCACAACUAACCGUAAGUUUUUAAUAUCUUUAGAGAAGUCUAAACUAUUCUCCUUACAGUUCUAGUAGGGUCAUUUUUGAUCCAGUGUGACUACUGGAGUAAAACAGAGAUAAAAAUGUACAGUGUAGAAAGCAGUAAAGUCAAACUGGAAACAGUCUGCUCACAAGAUUAAAUUAUUGACAACUGCGUCGUACAUCAUCUUUUCAUUCAUUUGUGUCUCUGUUUUCGCUGUAGAGCUGAUCGAGGAGCGUAAAUGCGCCAGCAAUGAAGAAAUUGUACGCGAGAGAAUCACGAAGUUGCAAGAAAUUUGGGAAAAGCUGACAAAACAAUCGCAGUCUAAGUCGCGAUAUUUAAUGGAGUCUAAUCAACUACAACAAUAUAAUAACAAUGUGAAAGAAUUGGAUUACUGGCUUGGUGAGGUAGGGUUGUCAUUUAUACAGAACUCAAGACUAGCAAAGCUCAACCCGGCAAACCAAUAGAACAUUUAGUUUUUUCUUGUAGUGUAUACAGUACUUAUCAGUUUUUACUGAUGGCAAAGAUACUGACAUUUUACUAUAGGGUACAUCGUUCUUCUUGAUAUGGUGACAACCUAGCUCAAGAAACUGUACAGUUGUAUUUACCAGAAUCACCAUAGAGCACUAUUUUGAAAGCUGUGGUGACGUUAUUUGCACCCCCCACUAAUAUAAAUAUUUAAUGGUAUCUUUUCUAGACUGAAACUUUGCUAUCAUCAGAAGACUGUGGGCAUGAUUUAGCAAGCACACAGAACUUGCUCAAAAAACACCAACUGGUGGAGGCUGAUAUCACUGCGCAUCAGGUAACAUGAGAUGAAGAAAAUUGUUAAUUAUGAUGGUGGGUGGUGAUGGUGAUUGUGAUGAUGGUGGUGAUGGUGUGAUGGUGAUAAUGGUGCUGGUGAGGGUGGUGAUGAUGAUGAUAUUGGUGAUGGUGGUGGUGAGGGUAAUGAUGAUGUGAUUAUGGUUGUGAUGAUGAUGAUGAUAUCAUGUGAUGUGGUGAUGACAGUGAUGAUGAUAAUGGUGAUGGUGGUGGUGAGGGUGGCGAUGAUGUGAUUAUGGUGAUGGUGAUGAUGAUUGUGAUGUGAUUAUGGUGAUGAUGAUGAGGGUGUGACGAUUUGUGAUAGUGAUGAUGAUAUGAUGAUGACGAUAAUGGUGACAUAGUUUUGAUGAAAAUUUGUUUUAUUCUUAGGACCACGUCAACGAUCUCCAAGCACAAGCUGAGAAAUUCAUUGAGAAAGAACAUCAUGAUUCCACGACUAUCAAAGAAAAAGCUGAAACAAUCACAACGCGUUAUGAAAAGUAUGAAACAAUGAAAUAAAACAGUGAAACAUUUACUAAAUCAUCCCCAGGGAUUAAAGAUCCUUUAAUUAGUAUUUAAAUCUCGUGUAUCUUCUGUCAUUUCAGGAUCACAAACAUGGCGAGUGAACGACGUGCUAGACUGGAGAAAGCUAACGAUCUUCAACAGUUGUUCAGAGACAUUGACAUUUCAUUUUCUAGUGUUGUCAGGGCAUAA